AUGCUAGUUUGCGCUCUCUUUUCGGUGGUUUUAAUAAGCUCUUACUAAAGUACAGCUCCUUAAAAUUUGUCAUUUGUGAUUGAAGAUUCCAAGUAACUACAAAUUAAAUCAGAUCAUCCACAUGAGUUAUAGUAAGUAGCUCUUGUUCUUGAUGCUGCAAUUGACAAAGUUCUUGACUCUAUUUCUUCAAAAGCUGUUGACUCAUUAAUGGAUAUGUUCUUCCCUCCAGCUUAACCAGAUUACGAUGCCAUUUGGAAAAAUAUCAAGGAUAGAGUUGAAUCACUGUGCAAAGAUCUAAUAAGCGAUGAAUAUGCCAAUGAACUUGAGAAGAGACUUCAAGGUUUGAAGAAUGAUCUCUAACUCUAUCAAUAGACCUCAUUUGGCUCACCACAAAAAGGGCAAUAUAUGACAAACUUGCUUAGCUAUAUUGCAGAAAGUGAACCUUUUUUCUUUGAUAACAGAAAUCCGGAAAAGACCAUGCCAUAUUUCACACAAAUGGGAACUAUAACAAUGACUGUCCACAGAGAGUAGUUAGCUAACUUCAGAAAUAUCUAUGGUCAAGAUGACAUUGAUCAACAAUAGCACAUAGCUGAUCUCAAGAAUAAAAUAUCUGGGUAUGUAACUGCAGGUUAAACUAUGUAUGAUACUGCAGUUAACUGGAGAGCAGGCUUCAUUAGAUUUUAAAAAACAGAUCAUACUGUCAUUUUACACGAUAUCGAGUUCUUCUUUAUUGAUGACAAAACUGGAACUAAAACAUCUUUGGGAAGUGACUCUGGAGAUUUUCCUGUAUCAGAGAGCAGAGCAAGAGAGGCCUACGAAGCUGAAAAAGACAAGGUCCUGAAUGCUUUCAGAGCUGAACUUGAUUAGAUAGUGCUGCCUUCAUAAAAAUGGUAGUACUUUGACUCGACCUUAUAUCCUAUGCCAUAUGAGCCACAAAAGAAAUAGCAAUUCGUCUACUCAGGACCAUUUGGACAAGGUAUGUCUUCUGGAGAAAAGGACUUUGAUGAUCUUAACCUUUUUAAGACUAAUGGAUCUCCAUCUAAGAUUUUGGUGAGAGGUGGUUCAAGAAUUGAUGCUGUCUAAUUCACCUAUGGAACAAUUGAUGGCCCUCUUCAUGGAGGUAUCUCUGGAGGUCCAAAUACAAUUAAUCUUGGAAUGGACAGAAAGAUUAUCAAAGUAGGAGUUCACGCAGGAUAAGCUGUCGAUGGAUUGACAUUCUUUACUGACAAUGGUGAUCGCCAUGAUUAUGGUGGGAGAGGUGGCAAUUACUAUGAGAUUGCUGCUCCAGUUCAAGGUGCAUACUUAGCCGCUAUUCAAGGCAAACAGGGAAGUCACUCAAUUGAAGCAAUAACAUUCGUUUGGGUAUUUUAUGCCUGA
This is a messenger RNA of Stylonychia lemnae, 1377 nucleotides long. Lineage: Eukaryota; Ciliophora; Spirotrichea; Sporadotrichida; Oxytrichidae. The record is from the annotation of a GenBank genome assembly.